Molecule: messenger RNA, 4391 nt
Organism: Petromyzon marinus (sea lamprey)
Lineage: Eukaryota; Metazoa; Chordata; Hyperoartia; Petromyzontiformes; Petromyzontidae
Gene: ATG14
Product: autophagy related 14
Biological process (GO): autophagosome membrane docking; mitophagy; cellular response to starvation
Cellular component (GO): autophagosome; extrinsic component of omegasome membrane; extrinsic component of phagophore assembly site membrane
Molecular function (GO): phosphatidylinositol 3-kinase regulator activity; protein-membrane adaptor activity
Source: RefSeq, a predicted model, not a curated record
AGAGGGGGGCGCCCGCCGCCCGGGUGUGGUGGUGGUGGGGGGCAGCAGCAGCAGCAGGAGGAGGAGGAAGUGAAACGACGCUGGGGGAAGCUCUGGCGAUGGCGACGGGAGGAGCACGGGGAGCGGGAGGCGAAGGAGGUGGCGGAGGCGCGCGAUUCGCGCAGCGGCCACCGCGGCCCCCGGCGCCGCACGGGCCGCCCCUGGCCAUCUCCGUGGCCGUGGAGCGAUGCCCGCUGUGCAGCAGCUCGCGGCGGCGUCUCACGUGCGCCGCGUGCGUGCACAAGGGCGACUUCUCGUACAUGGACGGCAAGGGGGACGAGAGCUAUUUCAAGAAGCAAGGGAAACUGAACAUCGCAAAAAAAGAGAAGCAACAAUAUCAGGAAAAGGUUCGUGAGGUGGCUGAGGCUCAGAGACAAAAGGAAAAGUUGAAGUGGGAGAUCCUUUGCUGUAAGAGCCGGAUUGAUCUGCUCAAGAGGGCAAUCGAUCAAGUGAAGAAAGACACCUUGAUUGACAACGCUCACGUGCAGCGCCAACGGGAUGAAAAUGUGCGGAAUGCCCUGCGUGCGCGCAAGCACGCCGAGAAAGAGGAGACGAUGCGGCGCCGGUUAGGCCGCCGCCGGGACUGGCUCGAGCCACGGCUUCGCGAGCUGAUUGAGCGCCUCAAGGCGCUGGGCACGGCGCGGCGCAUGCACGUCCGUGAGCUCACCUCCUCCAUCUUCCCACUCACCGAGGCCCUGCCACCCCAAGGAAUUGAGACUGCCUUCCAUAUUGUUCACAAGUGCACCGUGAAUGAGCUGGCCUGCUGUCCCAUUCUGUGCACGGCUACUUACAUCAGGCCUCACGCGGGAACGAGCACAGAGGCGGCCAUGCAGAGCAGCACGGUGGACAAACUGGCGGAGGCUCGGCGCACCAAUUACCAGUCUGGCCGCUGGGUCUACACAGAGGGCAAUGGGGAGGUGCGUGUGGCCGUGGUGCAGCCGCACAUCUGCCUGCCGCACAACGGAGACUUCUCGCCUUACUACAGCUGGGUGGAGGCACGCAGGAAUUCCACGCAGGAACCCGUGCUGGAGCAGGGCAGCCCGGCGUACCCCAUCACAGCCGCUCUGUGCCACACGGCUCAGCUGGUGUCCGUGCUGUCUCACAUCCUGGGCAUCAACCUGCCCCAGAGGCUCUGCUACAGUGAGUUCUGCCGGGAGGACAUAAGCCGUCACCGCUUCAUUCGGGCUGUGCAGAAGCUCAACACCAAUGUUCUGCACCUCUGCUGCUCCCAGCAUGUGGACCCUGAGCUUUUGCAUCCAUUACGUCCGCUCAAGAACCUGAUGUACAUGGUGAGGCCAGACAACAGCAGCCUAGGAAGGAGCGGACCAUUUGAGGUGACGGCCGACAUGGAGGACUCGAUGGAGCUGGUGGACGCCAGCACAGCCAGUCAGUCUGAGGGCAGCGAUGGGGAGGACACGACCGACGAGGAGACGGACCUGGGGCUCGACUGGGAAACUGUCCCCAACCCACGCUUCAUGGACAUCCCGUCACGGGCACUGGAAGGCAGCCCCAGUCAGAGCACUGCGCUCACAAACACCGGUGGCACCAGCCUGCAGGACUCGGGGCCAAUCUCUGCGAGCAACGCGGGCGGUCUCGUGUCCUCGGCAGUCGCCUCCAUGGCCUCUAUCUGGAGGGCGUACACUGGCACGCACUGAUGCGGCUCGGCAUCACAAAGACCUUGUCCUGUGUGGCUUUUCCUCGUGUGUACCCUCUACUCAACGUGAAACCAGUUUGCAAUUGUGUGCAUUUUAUUUCAUCAGUGUCCACCGUGUGUGUGUUUGGCUAUAACCAGUGCUGGUGGGCGCAUAAUGAUGCACGCUUUUGCGAACCACACUCUUGAAGCGACUAUGGUGUGUGCUCGUCUCUGGGCCAAGACUUUAUAUUUUGUCUGAGCAGUGCUCAUGACUCUAGAUGAAGAAUGAAGGCCGGUGAGUUGCUGUUCUUCACAGCCCUUGCACUUUGGCUGUUGUGAUGCUUCAGCUCUCAGCAGCGUGGAACAGAUUUUGGCAGUUGUGCUGGACUUUAUGCACAAAUGUCUUAAGCGUAAUGGUAUCUUCCUCCUAUUGGGGAAUAAUAAUUUACAUUGUAGUUACGGGCUUAUUUAAAACAUUUGUUAAAUGGAAAUGUUGAUUUCAUAACUUGUUUCAUCAGUGUUAUGUUAACUUGUUUAGAUUUGCUGAAAGUAAAAUACCUUUUGCCAAAACUACAAUUGAAUUCAAGGUAGCUUUUGUGCUUUGGUACCAUGACUGUUUUAGUCAUUUGCAUUGCAUGCAUAGCAAUGUUAAAGGAAAUGCUCAGAACACUGCAUUUAAACACUUGUACCCAUCGUUCCCUAUGUUUUGGGAAAUUUAAAAAAAGUUAUCACAUCUUGCACUUAAAUUUACUCCCUAGGGAAUGCAACACUUCCAAUGUAAGUUAUUCACAAAGUUAAUCAAAAUGAAAACUAACAUUGGUGGGCCCAACCAGCAUGUCACCUUUCUUUAAAGGUUGUUUGCCUAAGUUGUGAAGCGAUGUAUAACUGCAUGUGCAUCCAAGCACUUUCCUCAAUUUUUACAGUGUCUUACAGGUGAAAUAAGCUCUCUCUAGGCUUAUACUGUUAUGUGGCCGUUUAAGUAGAUGUCAUUACAUCUUGUUGAGGUUGGUGUUGCAGCGCUUAGAGUAGUCGUUUUAAGCAGAUUGCAGUUGCGCCAUUUGUUUUUAUACCGUUGCAGAAGUUGCAUCUCUUGGUAGUGCCACCUUUUGGGCUGGCCUGAAUGGCACAGUGAAGUUAGUUGGAACUGAUGUAGGUGUACUUUAAGAGCUCAAAUAAACUUACAACUCAAGUUAAUGCACACAAUUUAGUUUAACUUCGCAGCCAGUUUCAUAUCUUAACAGCAUCUGAAGCAUCACUUAACACCAAACACAGUGGCAACACCACUCCACAAAUCAUAUGUACUGGAAUUUCAAAAGAUGGAACUUGUUUUAGAAAGGUCAUGAGAUUAUUACGUGAGCUGGUAAAUAAUUUAAAAUGUAAACCAAAGCAGGAUGUAAAUUAACAUUAUCCAACCGAAUAGUUUGAGCACCUUUCCAAAGGCUCUGAUACUCUGAAGAGGGGCACUUUUUAAGUAUAAAUUGGUGAAACGUGUUCACACUUAACAAGGUCUGGGUCACUUGGGCAAACGCAGAAGUAAGUUACGUAUUGUUUGUGUAACAAAAAUGGUGUUGAGAUCUCACGUCGAGUACGAUAGAUCUUUCACCCCCAGCUCGGCCCAGAUCCUCCUUGCUGAUGUCCAUCCAUCGAGUACAUAAUUGCGCAUGUGGCCAUGAACACAUUAGCACUUGCGAGCCCGUUAGGACUAUGAGCAGACUGGUCUCUUUAUUCGUGCCUAGGUUUUCCUUCGUGUUUACCUCAUGUGCAAUUAACAUAAAUUAGCGAGUAGAUUUUUCAUCUUGUCCAUGUUGAUUGUUUAUAUAACUUGAACUGUUUUAAUGACGCUUGCCUGUGGAAUAUAGGUAUUUGGAUGUACAGCGGUCAGUGUUGGAAUCUCAGGAACCCUGCUGUGUUGGACAGCCUGUGGCUUCAGGAGAGCAUCCAACACCGCACAUGAACAGACUCGACUCCCAUUCGUGAAAGUAACAAGGUCUUGUGGUUGUAAUUGUAAAGUUUACAUGUUAAAAGUCAAAGAAUUCGAGAUUUGUAAUAAGAGGAGAGAUGUUAAUAAACUAAUGGCUGUUUUAUAAUUUAAACUUGUAAUUUUAAACCGCAUUGUGGGCAUGUGUUCCUCGGUUGAAAAUGAAAUGUGUGCAAUAUUAGCAUGUGUUUUGAGCUUCUAUUUUUUACAAAAAUUAUCAAACUAUUUUGUUCAUCAAUGUUUUUCUCCACAAUUUUACAAAUAAAUUGGUAUUUCACUUUUUCAGUUUUAGAUUUACUGUAGAGUAUGGAACAUUGCAGAUUAUUUGAACUCUUAUACACUCGUUAAGAAGCAUACAACUUACAGCAGUGAUAUGUUUAGAAAUAUACUGCAUACCGCUGAAACUACAAGCAGCAUGUGAUGUUGCUAACACAAGUCUGUACUUGAGAUGUUUUUCUCAAUUUAAGGUUCAUUUAAAAACUCGAAAAAUCCCGGAUACUACAUUUUUGAUGAUCCAGGAAAAAACUGUUCGGAUUUAUUUGACAACUAGCUUAUAUACCCGGCGUUGCCCGGGCCAAAUUUUUUUUUCAAAACUACUGUUAAAAAUCUAACAGCAGUGCGUACUAACUAUUAGCAUGUGUUUUGAGCUUCUAUUUUUUACAAAAAAAUUAUCAAACUGUUUUGUUCAUCAAUGUUUUUUUCUCCACAAUUUUACAAAUAAAUUGGUAUUUCACUUUUUUA